UGGUAUUAAUUUUGCCCGAAAGAAAAAGAGUAGAAUUUCUCCAUGGCAAAGCCUUAGACACAAAGGAAUCACUUCGCUUUCGGCUCUCUCUCAUCUCUCUAUGCUUGUCUGCUUAAAAAUUACUCCAGAACAAGAGAGAAGAAGCAGGAAGAAGAAGAAGAAUGGGAGUUUUAUCUAACAAGAUCGGAAGAGAUGAGCUGAAGCCAGGGGAUCACAUCUACUCUUGGAGGCACGCUUAUAUAUACUCCCAUCACGGGAUAUAUGUUGGUGAUGGAAUGGUGAUCCACUUCACACGUGGAGCAGGUCAGGAGAUUGGGACAGGAACUGUAUUAGACAGAAUAAUUUUCAGCUCUUCUCCUUCUCAUCCUUCGGACAAUCCAUGCCCCAAGUGUGGGGAUCAGUCAAGGCUUGAUGGUGUCAUUAAAUCCUGUAUAGAUUGCUUCCUUUCAGAUGGGGAGCUUUACCUCUUUGAAUAUGGUGUCUCACCAGUUGUCUUUCUUGCUAAGGCUAGAGGAGGGACCUGCACCCUUGCAGCUUCUGAUGCACAGGAAGAUGUACUUCACCGUGCUUCUUUCCUACUUGAAAAUGGUUUUGGUGGAUAUCAUAUCUUCAAGAACAACUGCGAGGAUUUUGCAAUCUACUGUAAGACAGGUCUCCUCGUUUUCACGAGCGUCAGUGUUGGUCGAAGCGGGCAGGCAGCAUCCUUAUUAGCAGCUGUCUCAGCUAUUGUUUCUUCACCUCUUCGAUUUUUAACGACCAGCUUUGGCGGGCUGACGGCUGUGGGCUGUGGUAUGUAUUGCCUCAGCCGGUUUGUUUCUGAUAUUGGAGUACGUCGUGAUGUGAUCAAAGUGCCGGUUGAGAGGCUUGUUUCCCAGUCUUCUUCUAUUCAAGAGCUGGAAGCUGCAGCCGAUGCGUCCAAGGAAAAGUAAUAUUAUUUACCAACAGAAAAUUGUUUGUGAUACUUGUCCUCUAGUUGAUGGUUUGAUUUGAACUUAAGAAAAAUAAAUUUCCCUGUGAAUUGUGAGUACAUGCACAAAUAUAUAGUGCCUGUGCAAACACAUCUAUGAAUCUGGAAAAUUAAGUUGAUCAACUUGGUUCUUUUCUUUUUCUUCUUUCAA
Messenger RNA from Manihot esculenta (cassava), 1118 nucleotides. Its product is annotated as protein LEAD-SENSITIVE 1. NCBI's taxonomy places the organism in Eukaryota, Viridiplantae, Streptophyta, Magnoliopsida, Malpighiales, Euphorbiaceae. The transcript is spliced from 2 exons. Bases 162 to 929 code for a protein of 255 amino acids. The record is from RefSeq and is a predicted model, not a curated record.